Molecule: messenger RNA, 5331 nt
Organism: Parnassius mnemosyne (clouded apollo)
Lineage: Eukaryota; Metazoa; Arthropoda; Insecta; Lepidoptera; Papilionidae
Source: the annotation of a GenBank genome assembly
AUGUCGGACGACGAAUUACCGUGUGAACAAGAUAUUUUCGAAAGAGAUUUAAUUCUUGAUGAGCUUAAUCGUAUUAUUCAGCUCGCAACAACAAAUGAACAACAUUUUCGUUCGCGAACUAUUGAUUUAGCUGUUCACCAAAGAAAAUUCAAUAAAGUUCAAACAAAGAUUGAGAAAACGCUCAUUAAAAUAAAAUCAUUUAAUAAAGAGGAGCAGAUUAAAGUUCGCAAUGAUUUUAACGAUUUAUAUUAUACCAUUGUUACUUAUUUAAAUAAUUUAAAAAAGGAGGAUGAGCAACAGCGCCGCACGAGUCGGUCAUUUCAAGCAUCCGAGGUCAUAGUGCAAGCAAACAGAAAAAACCUACCUAUAUUGCCACUGCCAGAAUUUAACGGCGAUCCAACCGAUUGGCCGUCGUUUUAUGACUUAUUUCGUUCGUUAGUACAUAACAACAGCGCUUACUGUAAUGCGGAAAAGUUUAGAUAUUUACUACUUGCAGUUAAAAACGAGCCACAUAAUCUUAUUAAAUCUAUUCCUAUCACCGACGAAAAUUACCUUGUAGCCUUAGAUAUUUUAGUGUCGCGUUAUGAUAAUAAAAGAAUUAUUGCAUCGAAACACCUUGACAAAAUUCUGGAUAUUGAACCAUGUUCCGAUAGGUUGAGUCAUAGUGUACGAAAUUUACUAAAUAUAUAUCAAGAGAAUAUAAAGGCGCUUGAAGUUAUGAAUUUUCCAAUAACUCAAUGGAGUUUUAUACUAUUAAAUAUUUUGUUGCGUAAAAUUCCGCUCACUAUUAGAAGAACAUUCGAACGUUCAUUGAGUAAGCCAUCCGAAAUUCCAGAUGUAUGCGCGUUAAUUUCUUUCCUCGAACGGGAAAUUUCCGCUGACGAAAUAACUAUUUCUACUGUUUCAAACGUACAUUCUGCUAAGAAACCAUCGGCGAAUGAGGGUAAUUCAGUAAAAUUCUCGGGCCGGAGCAACAACGCAAGCGGCGGUACUGUGCCUACGGCGCGACGCUCUUUGAUUACUAACCUUAAUGUACCCAUAGAGCAGUCUCGAUCUAAAAGUAAUGGUAAUAAGGUUAGAACUUGUUUACAUUGCAACGGUCAACAUAUAUUAACUAAAUGUUCACAGUUUCUAAAUCUUUCUCCACAAGAUAGGUAUUCAUUCGUGCAAAAUAAAAACAUCUGUUUUAAUUGUUUACACGUUGGACACGACGUUCAGAAUUGUAAAUCAAAUUUCGUUUGCCGUUCGUGUUAUAAACGACAUCAUACAUUAAUUCAUCUUUCAACGCAAUCGUUAUCGGUCAUUAGCGAAACGACGGUGGCUGAUAGUGCUAUACAGAUCCCGCCUACGAAAGAGAGAAUGAGUGUUCUCACGGCUGAGUCACCUCUUACCUUACCUGCCAACAGCAGCGCGGUACAUAAUAAUUGCGCGUCCAAUGCGUCUUUAGUUCGUACUCAUACAGUCCUAUUAUCCACAGCGCUCAUUGAUAUUUGCGUAGGUGAAUCAAAGGUAUCAACCGUUCGAUGUAUUGUAGACACGGGUAGCCAGGCGUCCUUUAUCACAGAGGCUUGCGUACAACGUUUAGGUUUAGCGCGUAAACAUAUAAAUAUUCCGGUUUUUGGUAUAGGCGAUACCGAUCCUGUGCAACCUAAAGGUAUAGUUUCAUGUUUAAUUGUUCCAAAAGGUAAACAGCAGCCCAUUGUACCCGUGGAUGCGUUAAUUUUGCCAAAAUUAGUUACGAAAAUGCCCAGUGUACCUCUGCCCUUUACAGGUUGGUCACAUUUAAAAAAUUUAAACUUAGCUGACCCUGACUUUCAUACACCCCAACCGGUAGAAAUGUUACUAGGAGCGGAUAUACUAUCCCACAUUUUAUUAGGCAACAUGAUUACUGGACCUCCGGGGUCACCGAUUGCGAUGAAUAGCGUGUUAGGUUAUUUAUUAUUAGGUAAAAUAACGUUCGAUACAAUCGUUUCGACUCCACUCCAGGUAUGUUUUAGCUCGUUUGACAACGACAAUCUUCAAAGGUUUUGGGAGCUGGAAUCAUUUUCCGAGAAACGUACUUACACUCCAGACGAGGAGCUAUGCGAAUCCUUUUUCCAAAAGACGCAUACACGGGACGAGACAGGACGGUACGUCGUCGCCCUGCCGUUCAAACCCAACGCACCGCGCCUCGGCGAGUCACGGCAAAUUGCAUUGGCUCGCUUUAGAAAAUUAGAGUAUAGAUUGGAACGCAACGUGCAGCUGAAAACUGAUUAUCACACGUGCCUCCAGGAGUAUGAGGACCUGAAUCACAUGGAGCUCGUUGAUAGUGAGCCUUUGCAAGGUGCCAGCUAUUAUAUUCCGCACCACUGUGUAGUUAAAGAAUCGAGCAAAACAACACGUACACGCGUAGUGUUCGAUGCGGGUUGUAGAACGACGAGUGGUUUGUCGGUUAAUGACGUUCUCCUAACGGGUCCCAAGCUUCACCUUGAUAUAGUAGACGUACUUUUAAAGUUUCGUGUUCAUGCCGUAGCGUUCACUGCGGAUAUUAAACAAAUGUAUCGAAAUAUACUGAUUCGUGAAACUGAUAGGGACUUCCAGCGCAUUUUAUGGCGUAAAUCGCCAGAAGAACCUAUACGGGACUACCGUCUCCGCACGGUCACAUUCGGUGUAAAUUCCUCACCAUAUCUCGCUUUGCGUACAAUUCAGCAGCUUGCUCACGAUGAGGCCGAGUAUUUUAGGCUCGCAUCUCCCGUAUUAUUGAGUGACGUAUUUGUCGAUGAUGUUGUUUCUGGUGAGGAUACGGAGUCCAAAACUCUCGCUCUGCAGCAAGAGCUUAUCGACAUUUGUAAGACGGCUGGAUUCGAACUACGUAAGUGGCACAGCAACUCAUCAGCGAUACUCGCUACACUACAGCCACCAGCUUGUCAUGGUGAGCGGCCCGAAAACGUUCCAUUUUCUGAAAUGGAGAACGACAAAAGAGUUAAGGUCCUCGGACUACAAUGGAAUCCAGGAUCUGAUACAUUUAAUUUUAAAGUUCAAGUUACCACUCAUAAAUGCACCAAGAGAUCUAUUCUUUCUGAGAUCGCAAAAAUAUAUGACCCUCUCGGGUUGCUAUCUCCGGUAACCUUGUAUGCCAAACAUUUGAUUCAGUUAUUGUGGAUGGCAAAUGUAGAUUGGGACGAUAAUCCGCCCAUCGAUAUCAUUAAUUCGUGGACACGUUUCAUAAACGAGCUACCGCUGCUAUCACAGGUAUCGUUUCCGCGAUACAUUUUCAGUAAUAAUAUCGAUUCGGUAGAAAUUCAUGGAUUUGCUGACGCGUCCCAGAUCGCAUAUGCCGGCUGUGUCUAUAUUCGACUUACAAGCAAGGACGGCAAUAUUUAUACAUACCUGAUUAUGGCGAAAACUAGGGUAGCUCCGCUCCGCGCACCCCUUACCAUCCCACGUCUCGAGCUGAUGGCAGCUCUAUUGCUUUCAAAGCUAUUAGAUAAGAUAGCAAAUUUAUACAGAGAUCGCAUCUGCCCUGAACGGAUUUACGCAUGGUCCGACGCCACCAUCGUGCUGGCCUGGCUCCGUUCAUCGCCGCAUGAAUGGAAGACGUUUGUUUCCAAUCGCACUAGCGAUAUUCUGUCCCGCGUUCCCGCCAGCUGCUGGCACCAUGUUCCGUCAGCCGAUAAUCCUGCUGACGCUGCAUCACGUGGCUUGCUACCUACCGCGAUGGUACAACACGACUUGUGGUACCAUGGUCCCGCAUGGCUCCGACGAAGUGCUGACAACUGGCCGGUUGAGACUCAAACUAUGAGCACCUGUGAAGAAAAACGUAACUUAACGCUAUCUUCUGCUAUGUCUACGGCACCGCCCGUACAAAAUACCGAAAUUAUAAUGCGAUUUUCGUCGCUAGGCAAACUCGUUCGGAUUACUGCACUAAUAUUUCGUUUUUAUAAUAAAUGCAAAAGGGUUAAAAAUUCGUUCCCGGGUUACAUUACCGUACCUGAAUAUAAUUUUUCAUUAAAUCGACUAAUUUACCUUACUCAACAAUCGGUCUUUCAAGACGAUAUUUUAAAGGUAUCUCAAGGAAGAUUACCUUCUAAUCAAUUGCGACGUCUUACACCCUUUCUGGAUAGUGACAAACUCUUACGUGUAGGAGGUCGAAUUCAUAAAUCAUUGUUACCAUUUGAAUCUAAACAUCAAAUAAUUUUACCGAAAAAACAUGCUUUGACGAAUUUAAUUAUCGACGACGCUCACAUGAGCUAUCUGCAUGCAGGACCUCAGUCCGUGCAAUACUUGCUGUUGCAGCGCUAUUGGAUAUUGUCUUGCCGCGACAUCGUGCGUCAACGCAUACAUCGCUGUGUCCGUUGCUUUCGUGCUCGUCCAACACGUGAUCAACCGAUUAUGGGACCACUACCAGCUUCGAGAAUACGUCCGGCGCGUCCUUUCCUUAAAACGGCCGUAGAUUACGCCGGUCCAUUUUUUGUUCGUGCAAAUAAAGUACGUAACGCGAAAAUAGUGAAGUGUUAUGUUUCGGUAUUCGUAUGUAUGAGCGUAAAGGCCGUACAUCUCGAACUCGUUUCGGAGCUAUCCACUGAUGCAUUUUUAGCAGCUCUGCGACGCUUCACGGCCCGUCGAGGAUUAUGUACGGAUAUAUAUUCUGACUGCGGAAAGAAUUUUGUCGGAUGUAACAAUUAUCUUAAAGACCUAUACGCGUUUUUACGUAGUCAUGUCGUUCAAAGUACAAUUAAUCAACAAACCCUUCAACAGGGACUUACGUGGCACUUUCAACCUCCGUAUGCUAGCCAUUUUGGAGGUCUCUUCGAAGCUAGUGUUAAAAGUUUCAAACACCACCUACAUCGUGUGGUUGGAACUCGUACUCAGACUUACGACGAGAUGCAUACCCUUCUCUGUCAAAUCGAAGCCGUGUUAAACUCACGUCCCCUUUGCGCCAUGAGUUCGGCCUCUACCGAUCCCCUCCCUUUAACACCGUCUCAUUUUUUAAUAGGAGAACCCUUAACGGCUCUACCUGAUGUAUCCUUGUUGGACGAAAACCCUAACCGUCUCACACGUUGGCGCUGGAUACAACAGUCAGUCCAGCACUUUUGGAAAAGAUGGAGUAGAGAAUAUCUCCAUCACUUACAACAGAGUAGUAAGUGGCUUCAUGAUCGCGGCUCCGCCAUUCGUGAAGGCACUGUUGUUGUGGUAUGCGACGAGCACCUUCCGCCAUUACAAUGGAAGCUCGCGCGUGUGCAUGCUGUUCAUCCUGGCUCCGAUCAAGUCACUCGUGUAGUGACCUUAAAGGCUGGGAAUACUAUUUUUAAACGACCUGUAGUAAAGAUUUGCCCACUUCCGUUAGAGUAA